AUGCUUCGAUGUUCUUCAAUCAUUGCUGUGAGCAUAGUUGUUGAUGCUUUCAACGUCUUCGAAUUCACAAUUCAGCUCCUCACUAUGCUGGUUAUCUUUUCGGUUAUUCGGUAUUCUUUCCGAAGAACAGGCAAAGAUGGAGAGAAAUGGUCCAGAGAAAGUUACAAAGAGAUGUCACAGAUUGCUGGCGAAAAGUGCAAACUGGAGACUUAA
Molecule: messenger RNA, 213 nt
Organism: Cylicostephanus goldi
Lineage: Eukaryota; Metazoa; Nematoda; Chromadorea; Rhabditida; Strongylidae
Source: the annotation of a GenBank genome assembly